GAGGCGUAUAUAGGGCCCUUUAUGUGAAAUAGCCGAAUGAGAGGCACUUCAUCACUGUCAAUUGAUACCAACCACACCUACAGGCCAUAGUUCACCGAAGACAUCACAAGUUGAUUUUAUAUCUUCAAAAAUGAGUGCCUCACAAAUCCACAAUAUCCAUGGCCAGUUCCACCCUCAUCAUCACAAAUGUGAACAUCUGGAAUCCCCAAAGCACAAACCCGGAGUCAAAGCAUCGCCAAGCGACCAUGCCCCAGAGUUCGCAGCAGAGACGUUCCCCCCAGGCACAGCACCCGCAGACAGAAGUUUCCAGCCCAAUCCGGUAGAGGAGAUCCCGGGCCAGGCAAUGAACGAAAACGUCGAGGAAGCCCAGGGUAAGGAAGCGGUCAAAACUACUGCUGCCUCCACCCUGACGGGAGCAAGCUCUGCAGAUGUGAACAAAGGACUGGGGCAUGCAAUGGAAGGAGAGUCGUCGGUAGAGUACAGACAUGGUGGAGAGAAGCACAGAAAGCAUGAAGGGUCCGGCUUUGAGGGCGUGGGAGCGAACCCACCUCGGGUUGGAGAUGACCUGAGGAGACUCGAGAGGGAGGACACCACAGCAAAAGGCGGGAAGGCCGGCGGGAAGGGGAUCCCCGCUGAAGAGAGGCAGCCCGAAACCGCCAGCAACGUUUCCGCUGAGUAUCAUCACCACCAUCACCACCACCACGGCCACCACCAGCCCCAGACGGGUUGAUUUUUGCGAGUGGUACGGAGCACUCCGUGUUCCCCAAGGCAAAGCAUUGACGCUGCUGCUGUGUUAACCUAAAAUCUAUUUGUAUGCGCCUCGGCAACGCAGACCAGUCCUGACGAUAGUUAAAAUAGUGAAACUCAACUCCAAGACGCGCUAGUCGCAAAUGAAGUGAUCUCAGCUCCGACUUGGCGUCGCUUCUUGUUCCCCAGAUCCGAGCCGUAGAACAUCUCUGGAACAUCUAGAGAAGGACAGUGAUGUUAAUAGCUGAACUGCCAAUACUCCCUUCAGGAUCGAACAGCU
Molecule: messenger RNA, 1027 nt
Organism: Coccidioides posadasii C735 delta SOWgp
Lineage: Eukaryota; Fungi; Ascomycota; Eurotiomycetes; Onygenales; Onygenaceae
Source: RefSeq, a predicted model, not a curated record